ACCUCAUAUCACGAGAGCUUCCCAGACCUGCGAAUGCGCCUCAAAAGCCGCUGCUGCGACGCUACAUCGCCCGCGCAGCAUCCUCGCCAUGUCGACCAUGAUCACCUUCGCCGCCAACAACGAGUUCUUCCGGAAGCGCAAGCGCGUCCAUCGCGCAUGUGAAUCCUGCAAGAAACGAAGGAAGCGCUGCAGCCAUACCUUCGACGAUGAAGACACCGAGGCCGGAAGCUCUACCAAAAGCGGACAACCCGCGCCCCAUCCUACCUCUGAUCCUCAUGGUUAUGCGCUCAAUAGCCAUCACCAUGAUCCGAGGAUCCAGCGGGGGGAUGCGCACGGCCAUGGCCACGCCCACGCCAACAUGUCGCCCUACAGCCCGACCGAAGACCCGCGCGCCUCGACGCCCCCGAACUUUCUGGGCUACCUCAACCCCGAGGCCGUCUUAAGAGAACAGGUCAAUUCCGAGCGAGGGAAGCUGACACAGUCGCCCAUCAUCCCGUCAAUCGGCCAGUGGAUCGAGGGAGAGAACCGCAGACCAUCGACCAGCCAGCCCGGAUCAGCACUACCGCGGCUGGAUGGGACGAGCCCGCAGUCUAACCAGGAGGCCAAGGUCGAGAGAGCACUCAACACGUAUCUGGAUGCUGUAGGCGUGUCGAUUCUCCCUCCCCGCAGGAGCCAGGAUGCCCUUUUCGACAUCUACUUCAACUACGUCCAUCCACUGCUCCCGCUCAUCGACAGGAACCUCUUCUCGGAGCAGUACAGCCAGGGCACAGAACCCCGGAUGCUGAUGCAAGCAAUAUGUAUUGUGGCCUCCAAGCACGCCGACGCCGCCGAGUGUCUGUGUCUGGGCGACGACCCUCGCCGGAUGGGUCCGCGCGAGUUCUCUCACCGGCUGUACAACGCCGUCAUCGCCGGAAUCGAAGCCAAGCUGGAGAAGAACCGCGUGGUACUCAUUCAGGUACUGGCACUGAUAUCACUACAUUGCGAAGGCCCAGAUGGUGCUGAGCAGGCGUCCAUGCAUCUUGCCCAAGCCAUCCACCACGCUCACACUUUCGGACUGCAGUUCGGGCACCAGUGGAAGAACCAGAAGUCUGAAUUCCAAGAGAACCUAGAGGAUCUGUUCUGGUGUUUAUGGAGUCUCGACAAGAUCAACGCUUGCAUGAACGGGCGACCGUUGAUCAUGCACGACCGCGACAAUAGCCUGACCAGGCUGCCCACCGAUCCAGAGAAGAGGUCGAGUCCCUUCGGCGUGUGGCUGCAGAUAUCUGAGAUGCUUGACAAGGUCAUCGACUACUACAGGCCAGGCCGCUCUGUCGAGGAGACUGGCUGGGAGGGCGACGACUUUCUUGGUUUUGAGGAGAUGGUUGGGGACGGAGAAGACAAGCUAGAAGGACCGAUUAUGAGCCUCCUAUCCCUCUUCCACCACACCAUGUGCAUGGCGUCGCACAAGUCGCUGUCUAUCAACGCCCCGGUAAAAUCGACACCAUCGUAUGUUCGCCAGAGUCUUUCUGCUACCCGUGUAAUCCACCUGCUCAAUGCCGAACCCCCGGAGCGCCUCCCACCGCUUCCCCUUGUCCCCUAUGCGCUCUCUGUCGCGCUGAGUGUAGUGUACCGCCAUUUCCGAUCGCGCCGCCUCAAAGUCCACAUCAACCGCGCCACAGAGGAACUCAAGCAAUGCGUCAUACUGCUAAACAGGUUACGCUAUGCAUGGUGGUCAGCGGGCACCAUGGCAGACCUCGGCAUGGCCGUGCUGAACAACGCGGACCGCAACACCCGCGCAGCGAACACUCCCGCCACCAUCGCUGAACAACCGUCGCGCUCUGAAACAAAGCCGGAACCGGGACAAUUCUCUGCUCAAGCUGCGCAGCAGUCGGCGGGGCCCGGAAAUUGGCAGUCCACGGACACCACGCCAAUCGACCCGCGUCUCCAACAGGCUCCCACGCCGGCAAUGACGAACCUGCUCAACCCGCUUCCCGCACCGACUCCCGGCCAGCAUCCCACGAGCAGCGAGCGAGCAGACAGGACGGCCCAGCCGCUUCCCGCGGGCUUCGACUUCUCUGAGGCGUCGCCCGACUGGCUCAAUUUCGAUACCGCGUUUGAGAACUUCGAGGGUUUGCUGGGAAGUUCAGGCGCGGAUCUGAGUAACGAGCUGUUCAAGCCGCUCAAUUAUGAGAGCCUGGAUGGGUUCCUCGAUCCUACGACGUAGCUCGGGAAAGCGUGGGAUAACGGAGGAGAGAGAGGGCUCUAACGACUUAUGGUGGAUUGAUUGCGGUAUGUUUAUACAUUGUUGAUUUUCUUCUUCUGUAGAUCCGAGACACUUCCUACUCGGCAUAUUGCUUUUUGUAUACACGGGACAUAGGGGAACUGCACUCUGGGCGUUUGUGUGUUGUCUUCCGGGCUAAGGAAAAUAGGCAAGUGGCGCAUGGGGUGGUCAUCUCAAUUCCUCGGUUACGGUUUUCUCUCGAUGCAUGGGG
Molecule: messenger RNA, 2471 nt
Organism: Trematosphaeria pertusa
Lineage: Eukaryota; Fungi; Ascomycota; Dothideomycetes; Pleosporales; Trematosphaeriaceae
Exons: 4
Coding region: 89-2203 (704 amino acids)
Biological process (GO): DNA-templated transcription; regulation of DNA-templated transcription
Molecular function (GO): zinc ion binding; DNA binding; DNA-binding transcription factor activity, RNA polymerase II-specific
Source: RefSeq, a predicted model, not a curated record